AUGUCGUCCAACGCGGGGCCAUCCAACGCCCUUCUCGAUCAAGAAUUCUCCUUCUCCGAGCCUCCAUUCUCUACUCUCAUCGACUCAAGAAUCCUUGUCGCUCUUGCCGACCAAAAGUUUGCCAGCCCGACUCUUGUUCAAGCCAAAGCUAUCCCUCUCUUGCUCGAAGGCAAGGAUGUGCUUGCCCGUGCUAGAACAGGUAGCGGAAAGACUGCUGCCUAUGUCGUCCCUGCUAUCCAAAAGAUAUUAGAAGCCAAGGCUGACCUGUCACCUGCUUCUGCCGAGUAUCAAGCGACCCGAGCCGUCAUCCUUGUCCCCACUAAGGAGUUGGCCCUCCAAGUCGCUACUUUCAUCAGAAACGUGACCAAGUACUGUGAAGGUCUCGUCCAGUGUGUCAAUGUCGCGACCGGUGGUGCCAGUGUUCAACGAGUUCUUCUCAAUGACAAGCCCGACGUUGUCAUUUCCACCCCUACCAAGCUCCUCACGUUGCUCCAAUCCGAGACCAUCUCCCUCUCUCAGCUCUCUUUCCUCGCCAUCGAUGAAGCGGAUCUCUUGCUGUCUUAUGGUUUCAAGGAUGAUCUGACGAGGAUCAUGGACCCCACUGCUGGAUGGAUUCCCAAGCUUGGUGUGCAAGGAUGCCUGAUGAGUGCUACUUUGAGUGAAGAUGUGGAAGGUGUCAAGGGUCUCGUCUUGCGUAACCCCGCCAUCCUUACUCUCACCGAGCCCGCCUCUGCCUCUUCCCUCCUCACCCAACACUACACUUCUACCACCGAACGUGACAAGUUCCUUCUCAUCUACGUCCUCCUCAAACUCAAGCUCAUCCGGGGCAAAUCCAUCAUUUUCGUCAACGACAUAGAGCGCGGUUACAGAGUCAAGCUCUUCCUGGAACAAUUCGGCGUCAAGUGCUGUGUUGUGAAUAGCGAAUUGCCUCUGGCGAGUCGAUACCAUGUGGUUGAGGAGUUCAACAGGGGUGUCUAUGAUGUGGUAGUGGCUACGGAUGAGGGAGCUGGUGCGGACGCCGAGGAAGACGAGGACGUGAAGGAGGAGAGCGAGUCAGAAGAAGAAGGUGCCGAUGAGGAAGAGGGAGACGGUGAAGAGGAAAAGGAAGAGGCCGCGCAGCCGGUUGCGGGCCCUUCCAAGAGAAAGGCCUCCUCCCCCGCCCCCAAACCCCAAUCAAAGCGCUCAAAACGUGCUGCAGACCCCAGCUCCUCUCUCGCUCGAGGGAUCGAUUUCACCUCCGCUUCCUCUGUCAUCAACUUCGACCUCCCCCUCACUUCCACCUCCUACAUGCACCGAGUUGGGCGUACCGCCCGUGCGGGCCACUCUGGUCUUGCCCUUUCUUUCGUCGUGCCCAGAAAGGACUGGGGCAAGGAUAGGGUCGUGUCGAUCAAGUCGGCCGAGAAGGAUGAGAAGGUGUUUGAAAAGAUCAAGGAGCGGGUGAAGAAGGAUGGUGGGGCUGAUAUCAAGGAAUGGGACUGGGGAGGAAGGAAAGGCGAGAUUGAGGGUUUCCGUUACCGAAUGGAGGACGCUUUGAAGGCUGUUACUGGCAAGCGAGUGCAAGAAGCCAGGAGGGAAGAAGUCAGGCGAGAGCUUCUGAAUAGCGAAAAGCUCAAAUCCCAUUUUGCUGCCAACCCUCUCGAUCUGUCGUAUCUGCGCCAUGACGCCCCUCUUCAUCCUGCGAGACAACAAAAACAUCUCAAGCAUGUGCCGGGCUACCUCAUGCCCAAGAUUGCGGCUUUGCCUACUGGCGGGGGAGAUGUGGGUGACCAUGCGGGUGUCGGAUUUGCCAAGAGAGGAAGGGGAGGUUUCAGAGGUCGUGGUGGAAGGGGUGGGAAGAGUGCGCGAGGGGGCAAGAAGGUCGACCCGUUGAAGUUCAAGUAG
This is a messenger RNA of Cryptococcus wingfieldii CBS 7118, 1881 nucleotides long. RefSeq names its product ATP-dependent RNA helicase DBP9. The coding region runs from base 1 to 1881 and encodes 626 amino acids. NCBI's taxonomy places the organism in Eukaryota, Fungi, Basidiomycota, Tremellomycetes, Tremellales, Cryptococcaceae. The record is from RefSeq and is a predicted model, not a curated record. The transcript is spliced from 5 exons. Gene Ontology annotation, cellular component: nucleolus. Gene Ontology annotation, molecular function: ATP binding; nucleic acid binding.